AAAGUAAAGGCACGAGGCCGCGUUCACGGCUCGCCAUGCUGACAUCACUUCGACUCGCCUCCCCCAUCCGCCAAUAAUCCCCCCGCAUCCCUCGUGCACUGCGCCGAACGCGCCUAAAUCAUGUCCUUCAACCCCAACCAGCCCCACGGCGGCCCCGCAGGAGCACCCCCGAAUAUGGCUCAGAACUUCAACGCCAUGCUGCAGCGCUCCAUGCAGGAACCAGGGCAGCUGGAACUCCCCUCCGAAGCCCCCGGGCGGCCCUCGUCAGCCAUUGGCUAUGGAGAAGUGUACAGCGCCACACCACCACCGCCGUCCGGCCCAAAUGUGCUCGGUGGAGCAAGGGCGCCGUCGUCGCAACAGAUUCUCCCCUUUGACCUUCCCCCGCAAGCGUUCCUGACCUCGGCGAUGCUCCUGGACAUGGUCGACAAGAAGGUCGACGUCCUGCUUCGCGACGAGAAAGAGUACAUUGGCAUACUCCGGUCCUACGACCAAUUCGCCAACCUCGUCCUCACAGAAUGCUACGAGCGGAUAGCAGCCCGCAACCCCGACGCAACACCGUCCUCCGACUCGACCGUCCCUAGGUGGCUGAUACACGACGUCAAGCUCCCGGGCAUCAUGACAAUACGCGGCGAGAACGUAACCAUCUGCGCAACCGUCGACCUCGACCGAGAAGACACACCCAAGGGCGCAAAGUUCGCGUCCAUGGAGGAAGUAAGAGCGCUAGCAUCAGCUCAAAAGGCGGACAAGAAAGAGGUCGAUUCGCGAAAAGCAAAGGCGCUCAGAAAGGCGGGCAUCGAGCCUGGGUUUGGCAUGCAAGGGUGAUGAGCCAACAGCAAAAGAAUACCUAGUACGAUGUUAUGAAAUACCAAAAAAAACUGUGAUUGGCAUGUUUAUCGUCUAGUCUAGGGAGGCUUGGAUAGCUAUGUGGCUUGUCAUGAUCACAAUUGAUACCAGGACGCUGAUGUCCAUGUGCAAUAAAACAGCGUCUCCUCCUGGGAAUUCAUUUCAAUAUACUGGU
Molecule: messenger RNA, 1018 nt
Organism: Dothidotthia symphoricarpi CBS 119687
Lineage: Eukaryota; Fungi; Ascomycota; Dothideomycetes; Pleosporales; Dothidotthiaceae
Exons: 4
Coding region: 121-822 (233 amino acids)
Biological process (GO): deadenylation-dependent decapping of nuclear-transcribed mRNA
Cellular component (GO): Lsm1-7-Pat1 complex; P-body
Molecular function (GO): RNA cap binding
Source: RefSeq, a predicted model, not a curated record